This is a messenger RNA of Racocetra persica, 436 nucleotides long. The record is from the annotation of a GenBank genome assembly. Lineage: Eukaryota; Fungi; Glomeromycota; Glomeromycetes; Diversisporales; Gigasporaceae.
UGAAUUAUUUCUGUAUGAAGAACCAGACCAAGCCAAUGAACCUGACCAAUCCAAUGAACCUGACAUUAUUGAUAAGAUUCAGGAUUUGAUUACACGAUUGCCUCUUGACCAACCAAUGGAUACAUACGAAUAUGUAAUUGCUAACAAUAACCUUAUCACCACUGAAAUACCAACUGAUAAAGAAAUCAUUGAAGCUGUCAAGAAUCGUGAUUGUAUUGAACCAGAUGAAGAAUCACGAAAACCAAUAUCACCUGUAGAAGCCUUAAGAUUUAUUCAUGGAAUCCUAACUUUUCUUGAAGAGCAGCCAGAUGGAAGUUUUAAAGUUGAUGAUUCUCUUAUUCAGAAUUUAGGAAAAUUAAAAAAAGAAAUAAAUUCGAAACUUGUCACUUCCAAACAUCAAGCAACCUUGGAUACAUUUAUUUGUAAUACGAAUUAG